UCCAGAGAAAAAUAAUAUAGAUACAUUGGAAAAAAUACUAGCUACCAUGACAACAUUUUGUCAGAAAAUGGAGAAAAUAGAAAGCGAAGUACAGAUGCUAAAAAAGACAGCUAAUAGUCAGCAGCAUGACUUUAAACAUGUGGAGCUAAGUCACCAGGAUGACUCUAAACAUGCAGAGCUAGAAGGUGACGUUGGGAAACACCUUAAAACCCAUAACAAAAUGUUAAAUAUAACUGCAGGUAGCACAUCUACAGGAGGACCAACUACAAAAAAAGAAGAUGGUAAGACAAAACAUACAAAUACCAAUAUGAAUAAACUAUUCUGCAGACUAUACCUUCAAGAAUACACCCAAAAAGAUAUAUAUCCCCCUUAAGUAAAAUCCUACAAAAGCAGUUUGGAUUCACACAAACAAAUAUAUAACCAUAUCACGAGGACGUAUAUAGAAAAUAUAGACAAAAUCCAAACCUUUUUGAAUCUAAACCCAAGUGCUAAAAAUACCCAAAAUCCAAAUGAAGAUUAUAUAACCCAACACUUACAGGGAUAUAAUAAACUCAUAGCAAAACCAUGUACCAAUUCAAUUCUAGUAGCAACUUGCUACAAUUAUGGAUUUUUAAGUACUGUAUACACGAUAAUAGGUGAAGAAAUAGCUAAGAUACCAGAACUAUACAAAGCAUUUCUAAAUUACAAAAGAAUAACUAAAGGAAAUUUAUUUUAUAUUAAAAUUUACUCUGCAACUGCGGAAAUAUUAUACGACGAAAUCAAACCUAUAAUACAAGUUAUCAAAAUAGGUUUGACCAAAGAAAUGAUAAUCCCGGAGAAAAUAGAAAUACAAGAAGAAAUACAAAGGGUAAAUAUCCCAGAAUUCUAUGCAAAUAAAAGAAAUAUUGGGUUAGCUACCAUUUUCAAUGAAUUAUCAAAUAAUUAUCUAAAAAGAUAUUCAUUUUGGAGCUACUACAAUCGAGAUCAGACGAUGAUAUAUUCCAAUUGCAGAGAGCUAAAAACAGUAGAUAUGGAAGAAAUACGCCAAUGGAUACUAAGCCUGCUGAAACAAGAGCCGCUACCUAUCACAAGAGCUAUCAGAAAAAAUUUCAUUUCACAAAAUAUGAUGACUAGAUACUGUAAAUUAAUAGGCCAAAAGUACCCAGAUCAUACAUGCACAAAAUGUGACGGAGAAGACAACUACAUUCCAGAAGUAUAG
Solanum lycopersicum (tomato) is the source of this 1198-nucleotide messenger RNA. The record is from RefSeq and is a predicted model, not a curated record. NCBI's taxonomy places the organism in Eukaryota, Viridiplantae, Streptophyta, Magnoliopsida, Solanales, Solanaceae.